Planococcus citri (citrus mealybug) is the source of this 2308-nucleotide messenger RNA. RefSeq lists its product as uncharacterized. Lineage: Eukaryota; Metazoa; Arthropoda; Insecta; Hemiptera; Pseudococcidae. The record is from RefSeq and is a predicted model, not a curated record. Bases 126 to 773 code for a protein of 215 amino acids. The transcript has 5 exons.
CACCAUUAAUCAUCAUCAUAUACCAAGUGUAACUGAUUUCGUGUUAAACUUUUGCGAAGCCCACCAAUUGAAUUUUACAUUCCAUUUUUUUUUACGAGUACAAUUUUUGAAAAUUUCGAAUAAUUAUGGCACAAAGAACUGGUUCCCUUAGAAAAUCACUUCGAUCAGCUAUUCUGACCUGUCUGCUUGUUGGUUUGGUGCAUACUGUUCAACAAUUUUACAUGCAAGCCAUCUAUAGAAAUGGAAGUAUAGGAUGGUCAUUGUAUCUGCUGGUGGAAUUAGUCGUUUUCAUGGCUACAAUCAUAGCUAUCUUUAAUGAGAAAGAAAAAUACGAAUAUCGUUUGCUAACCUUUGCCCUUGCAUUUUCCGUUGUGGAUAUUUCGAUUGCAUUUGUUCAUCUUUGGGGAAUCCAUAAAAGAGUACCAAAUGCCAACAUUUUGUGGCUAGCGUACAUUUUACAAAUAGCUUUAAUCAUUUUCAAAAUCUACUCGACAGUGCUGUUCCAUGGCUAUUUGACCGAACCGAACAGAAUUGUGAUUCGUAGAAUCCCGAAAGUGUACUACCGAGUAGAUGGUUCACCAACAGACUUUCAAAAUUGUCAGGUGUUUUAUAUCAUCCCACAUCCCUCUUCAACUGUUCCAUAUCCAGCUACUGGAGAAGUUCUGAGCGAUUCCAUUCAGCCUCCGCAGUAUUCCAAUCAGACUGCUUAUCAUACUCCGUAUCCGCCAUCUCCUCCUCCUGAAUAUAGUCGAAAUGUUAAUCAACUGGUGUAAUUUUUUGACUAAUCAAGCGACAAUUAAAAGAACAUCUUCCUUGAUAUUUUUCUUUAUCUUUUUCCUCAAAGGAUCUUUGGUUGUGCUCGUAUUUUUCUAAUAGGUAGGUACAUACUUACUUGUAAUCGUUUGUUUUUAUAAAAUAUGAAAGCUGUUUAUUAUGAGGUAUUAUUAAGUACCCAUUUUUUGAAUUAAGUAUAUAUGUAGUUUUGUGAAUUAGGUAUGAAUAUUCGUAGGCUAGAUACAUAAGUUCUUAAUUUUAUCAUUGUACAUAUAGUGCUAAAGGAGGGGGGUAUUCGAAAUUUCGUAUAAUUUUGCCUCCCUCCUCCAUUCUCCUGCUUGGAUGUUUUGAUAAUUUUUGAAAAAAUCAAUCAUUCUUCUUGAAUAAUGCAAAACAAAUAUUUAGGUACCUAAGUACCUAUUUAAUCAUUUUGAGCAUUAUCGAUGACAUGAAAUCGAAAAUGAAUCGAUUUUUGGAGUUCUAUUAAUCGAUUUUUGAUAAGAAGGUCUAGGUCUAGGGUUACAACUUAUUUUUCAUUUCCAAAAUGGUCGAAAAUAUGGAAUCGAAAAUCGCAAAUAAAUCGACUUUUUUGCGGUUCAAUAAAUUAAAUCGAUUUUCAAUCAUGAUCAUGAGUAAUUUUUGUUCUGAAGGUCUGGUUCUAUUGAAAGUACAAUUGAUUUUCAAUUUUGAAUACCUACGAUCGAUCAAAUAGAUUUGAAAAUCGCAAAUAAGUAAAUCGAUUUUUGGAGUUGGAUUAAUCGAAUUUUGAUCAUAAUGUAGUUUUGAUUAAGUUUUGAGGUUAGAAUAUUGAAUUAUUCAUUUUGAACACGAUUGAUUAUACAGAAUCUAAAAUGACAAAUGAAUCAAAUUUUGGAAUUCGAAUAAUCGAUUUUAACAAUUUUCGAUCAUAGUCGAUGUUUGAUCAAGAGGUCUACUCCUGCUUCAUCACCUUGAACAAUUCAUGAAUACUACCUAAUUUUUUAGGAAUGAUUGAGAAAGGGGGGGGGGUCAAUUGGACUAGAAACUAGAUACCCAAAGUAAGGAUUAUGGAAGACGUCGAAAACAUCACAUUUUUACUCAAAUGAAAUUUCAUUUUUUAAGAAUUGAAAAAACCUGAAUUUGUAAUCUCAAAUCUGCAUUACGAACCCAAAACUAUUCAUUUGAUUUGAAAAACAUUUUAUAGCUUGUUUUUGGCCAUUUCUAGCACACUUAUGGCUUUUCAGAGUAUAAAGGAAAAAAUCUAUCAAUAUUCCUACUUUUUUUUUGAAAUUUCCUGAAAAGAAAGUUGAAAUUUUCAACAAAAAAAUUCAAAAUGUUGCAUCAUUUCAAAAGGGCAGGGGAGGAGAUACUGAAGAGUAAGAAGAAGUUGAAUUUAUAGAAUUUGGCACUAUUUUUGGAGGUUAUUUUUUGAUAGUUUAUUCAAUUAUCGUAAGGUAGAUAAAUAUGUAUUAUUCUGUUUUGAUAUAUUGAUCUCUAGUAAGUAAUUUUUAAUAGGUAGGUACCUAUGUAUUCUUAUUUAAAUUACAAAAUAUUC